Paramisgurnus dabryanus is the source of this 6722-nucleotide messenger RNA. NCBI's taxonomy places the organism in Eukaryota, Metazoa, Chordata, Actinopteri, Cypriniformes, Cobitidae. The record is from RefSeq and is a predicted model, not a curated record.
CAGGCGUCGACAGAGUCGAUACAACACUUUUGUGUAUUUAGUUGAGGUAAGAGCAAGUGGAUUUUGAAAAUGUCGAUCUCGUCAGAGUGUGAUAAAAGCAAGUGUGCAGGUGAGACGAGACGGAAAAAAAGAAAGAUUGAUCAGACUCACUUCUGCAGCUUCAUCACGGACCAAACACAAACAUCAACAGAUCGAGAUUUUUCUCCAGGAUGCAGUUCAGUUCAUCAGAAGAGAUCAGAUCCACAGCCCAGCUGUGUGUCUAUGAAAAGUGACUGGUCUAUGGUUCAGCCAUUGAACUUUAACUCUGGAGAUAAACAGUCUGCUCUCAAUUCAGUUCAUCAGAAGAGAUCAGAUCCAGAGCCCAGCUGUGUGUCUAUGAAGAGUGACGCGUCUAUGGUUCUGCCAGUGUACUUCAACUCUGGAGAUAAACAGCCUAAUCUUAAGACAAUUCACUCAGCCGGACCAAUCAUAACAGAACAGAGUCCGCCACAUGUCUUUAAUUACAACAUAGAUCCUGAAUUCAGCCAUAAAUCUGAUGUCCUUAACACAUUUAGAUCAAAUCUAAGUAAAAGAUAUCAGUGUUUAUGUGAGGGAACAUCAAAUCAGGGAACCCCAACACUACUGAAUGAGAUCUACACAGAGCUCUACAUCACAGAGAGUGAAAGUGGAGAGAUCAGUAAUGAACAUGAGGUGAGACAGAUUGAGACACAAUCCAGAAGAACAACAACAGAGGAGACACCAAUCAAAUGUAAUGACAUCUUUAAACCUUUAACUGAACAACACAAACACAUCAGAAGUGUGCUGACAAAGGGAGUCGCUGGCAUUGGAAAAACAGUCUCUGUACAGAAGUUCAUUCUGGACUGGGCUGAAGAGAAAGAGAAUCAGGACGUCCACCUCAUAUUUCCACUUCCUUUCAGAGAGAUCAAUUUGAUGAAGGACAAAACACUCAGUCUUUUAGAUCUUCUUCAUCUUUUCUUCCCAGAGACAAAAGAAAUGGAAAUCUUCAGUGAUGAAUAUAAAGUGUUGUUCAUCUUUGAUGGUUUGGAUGAGUGUCGUCUGUCUCUGGAUUUUCACAGAAGUGUGAGGUUGUGUGAUGUAAAUGAAUCAACCUCAGUGGACGUGAUGCUGACAAACCUCAUCAAGGGGAAUCUGUUUCCCUCUGCUCUCAUCUGGAUCACCUCCAGACCAGCAGCAGCUGAUCUCAUCCCCUCUGAGUGUGUUGAUCGAGUCACAGAGGUACGAGGCUUCAGUGAUCCACAGAAGGAGGAAUACUUCAGGAAGAGAAUCAGUGAUGAGAGUCUGUCUGAUCAAAUCAUCUUUCACCUGAAGUCAUCCAGGAGUCUCUACAUCAUGUGUCACAUCCCAGUGUUUUGCUGGAUUUCAGUCACUGUUCUAGAGAGAAUAUUUAAUGAAGCAGAGAGAAGAGAGAUCCCCAAGACUCUCACUCAAAUGUACACACACUUCCUGAUCAUUCAGACAAACAUCAAACAUCAGAAGGACUAUGAGAAGAAAGUGAAGGAUGAAGAGAUGAUCUUUAAACUGGGUAAACUGGCUUUUGAGCAUCUUGUGAAAGGCAAUCUGAUCUUCUAUGAUGAAGACCUGAGAGAGUGUGGCAUUGAUGUAGCAGAAGCAUCAGUGUACUCAGGAUUGUGUACUCAGAUCUUCAGAGAGGAGUUUGGUUUGUAUCAGGGGAAAGUUUACAGCUUUGUUCAUCUCACCAUUCAAGAACAUCUUGCAGCUCUAUAUGUGCACCUCUCCUUUAUAAACGACAGCAUUAAUGUGUUUGAUGAAAUUAGCAAAUCCACUUGGAUCAGAAGAGAACAGUUAACAUUAUCUUACCUGCAUCAGAGAGCUGUCGAUGCAGCUUUUGAGAGUAAAAAUGGACAUCUGGAUCUUUUUCUUCGAUUCCUUUUGGGUCUCUCAGUGGAGUCCAAUCAGAAUCUCUUACAUCAUCUACAAACAGGACGCCUCUUCUUCAAAAAAGAAGAAACAGUUGUAUAUAUCCAGAUGAGGAUCUGGUCUGAUCAUUCUCUAGAGAAAUCCAUCAAUCUAUUUCACUGUCUGAAUGAACUGGGAGAUCAUUCACUCAUAGAGGAAAUUCAACAAUAUCUUAAAUCUGGUGAAACAAGAAAAGUGAACCUCUCCCCAUCACAAUGGUCAGCAUUCGUUUUUGAUUUUCUGACCUCAGAACAGAAAAUGGAUGAGUUUAAACUGAAGGAAUUUAUUACACUACUGCCUACAGCUCAGCCAUUCCUUCAUAAGAAUCUGUCUGCAGGAAUCAGAUCAGAUCAGUCGUUUUGUACAAAGCUCAUCGUUUUGAGAAAUCGCAAUGUGAACCAAUUGGACAGCUAUCCAGUGCGUUGUAAUAUACCAUUACAUGUUUUGAAAGAUGAGCUCCCAAGGAAUAGUCAAAGCCAGGAGAUAAUAUCGUCUUUACUACCUUAUCAGUACGAGCCUGAAUCUGACCCAGAUAACACAGCUGAUCGAUCAACUUUACCAGCCCGAUGUGAGCAGAACGUAACAGAUUGGGGAAAACACAGCGUCUACUCGACAUGGCGGCAGCAACAACACUACAGCGCGGUUGAAAGUUAUACCCUCUAUCUUUCCAUGUACAUUGAGCGGGGCUAUGGAAACAUCUCAAACCAAGUCCCAAAGAUGGAUGAGUUUAAACCGAUCACACCAGAUGAGGUUCUGCAGACGCUUCUGCCUGUGGUUAAAGAAUGCAGAUCUUUUGAGUUGAGUGAUUGUAAUAUCACAGAUGAAGGUUUUGCUGCUCUGUCUUUAGCUCUGAGAUCAAACCCAUCACACCUGAGACAACUGAAUCUGUCUGAUAAUAAGAUAGGAGAUUCAGGAGUGAAGCUGCUCUCUGAAUUACUGGAGAAUCCUCACUGUAACCUGGAGAAAUUGAAGUUAACGGAUUGUAAUAUCACAGCUGAAGGUUGUGCUGCUCUGUCUUCAGCUCUGAGAUCAAACCCAUCACACCUGAGAGAUCUAAAUCUGACUAAGAAUCAACUAAGAGAUUCAGGAGUGAAACUGCUGUCUGCUGUACUGGAGCAUCCUGACUGUAAACUGGAGAAACUAGAGUUACAUGAAUGUAAUAUCACAGAUGAAGGUUGUGUUGCUCUGUCUUCAGCUCUGAGAUCAAACCCAUCACACCUGAGAGAUCUGAAUCUUUCUUAUAAUAAUCUUGGAGAUUCAGGAGUGAAGCUGAUCUCUGAUGUACUGGAGAAUCCUCACUGUAAACUGGAGAUACUGAGGUUGUGUAAUUGUAAUAUCACAGCUAAAGGUUGUGUUGCUCUGACUUCAGCUCUGACAUCAAACCCAUCACACCUGAGAGAACUAAAUCUGACUGAAAAUAAUCUUGGAGAUUCAGGAGUAAAGCUGAUCUCUGAUGUUCUGAAGAAUCCUCAGUGUAAACUGGAGAUAUUGGACAUGAGAACGUGUGAUAUCACAGCUGAAGGUUGUGUUGCUCUGUCUUCAGCUCUGAGAUCAAACCCACCAUACCUGAGAGAACUGGAUCUGACUUUUAAUGAAUUUGGAGAUUCAGGAGUGAAGCUGAUCUCUGAUGUACUGAAGAAUCCUGACUGUAAACUGGAGAAACUAAAGUUGUUGGGUUGUAAAAUCACAGCUGAAGGUUGUGUUGCCCUGUCUUCAGGUCUGAGAUCAAACCCAUCACAUCUGAGAGAGCUGGAUCUGUCAUAUAAUGAUGUAAGAGAUUUAGGAGUGAAGCUGAUCUGUGAUGUACUGAAGAAUCCUGACUGUAAACUGGAGAUACUCGACUUGUCUGAAUGUAAUGUCACAACGGAAGGUUGUGCAGCUCUGUCUUCAGCUCUGACAUCAAACCCAUCACAUCUGAGAGAUCUGAAACUGAACUGGAAUAAUCUUAGGGAUACAGAUGCGAAGCUAAUCUCUGAUGCACUGAAGAAUUCUGACUGUAAACUGGAGAUACUGGAGUUGUGUGAAUGUAAUGUCACAACUGAAGGUUGUGCAGCUCUGUCUUCAGCUCUGACAUCAAACCCAUCACAUCUGAGAGAUCUGAAACUGAACUUUAAUUAUCUUCGGGAUUCAGGAGUAAAGCCGGUCUCUGAUGCACUGGAGAAUCCUGACUGUAAUCUGGAGAUACUGGAAUUGAGGGAUUGUCAUAUCACAGAUGAAGGUUGUGUUGCUCUGUCUUCAGCUCUGAGAUCAAACCCAUCACAUCUGAGACAUCUGAAUCUGUCACUGAAUUUUAUUGGAGAUUUAGGAGUGAAGCUGAUCUCUGCCAUAUUGGAGAAUCCUCAAUGUAAACUGCAGAAACUGUGGUUGAGUUGGUGUAAAAUAACAGAUGAAGGUUGUCUUUCUCUUACUUCAGUUCUGAAAACAAACCCUUUACAUUUGAAAGAUCUGCAUCUGUGUUGUAAUAAUAUUGGAGAUUCAGGAGUGAAGCUGAUCUGUGAUGUACUGAAGAAUCCUGACUGUAAACUGGAGAUAUUAUGGUUGAGGGGGUGUAAUAUCACAGAUGAAGGUUGUGUUGCUCUGACUUCAGCUCUGAGAUCAAACCCAUCACACCUGAGAGAACUGAAUCUGAAAGGGAAUAAUCUGGGAGAUUCGGGAGUAAAGCUGAUCUCUGAGCUGAAGGAUGAUCCACAAUAUAAACUGAAGACACUACAUUGUGGAGCUCAGAUUGAUCAGAUUCACCUCAGCCGCUCCAUCAUGGACCAAACACAAACAUCCACAGAUGAAGAUUUUUCCUCAGGAUGCAGGUUGAGUUCUUGUAAUAUCACAGAAGAAGGUUGUGAUGCUCUGACUUCAGCUCUGACAUCAAACCCAUCACACCUGACUGAAAUUAUUCUGACUGAGAACAAAAUAGGAGAUUCAGGAGUGAAGCUGAUCUCUGAUGUACUGAAGAAUCCUGACUGUAAACUGAAGAUACUGAAGUUGAGUUAUUGUAAUAUCACAGCUGAAGGUUGUGAUGCUCUGACUUCAGCUCUGACAUCAAACCCAUCACACCUGACUGAACUGAAUCUGAAUGUGAACAAAAUAGGAGAUUCAGGAGUGAAGCUGAUCUCUGAUGUACUGAAGAAUCCUGACUGUAAACUGAAGAUACUGAAGUUGAAGUACUGUAAUAUCACAGCUGAAGGUUGUGUUGCUCUGUCUUCCGCUCUGACAUCAAACCCAUCACACCUGAGAGAACUAAAUUUGUCUCUGAAUAAACUUGGAGAUUCAGGAGUGAAGCUGAUCUCUGAUGUAUUGAAGAAUCCUGACUGUAAACUGGAGAUAUUGGACAUGAGAACGUGUGAUAUCACAGCUGAAGGUUGUGUUGCUCUGUCUUCAGCUCUGACAUCAAACCCAUCACAUCUGAGAGAGGUGAAUCUGUCUAUGAAUGAAUUUGGAGAUUCAGGAGUGAAGCUGAUCUCUGAUGUACUGAAGAAUCCUGACUGUAAACUGGAGAAACUAAAGUUGUGUGUUUGUAAAAUCACAGCUGAAGGUUGUGUUGCUCUGUCUUCAGCUCUGAGAUCAAACCCAUCACACCUGAGACAUCUGAAUUUGUCGUUUAAUGAUGUAACGGAUUCAGGAGUGAAGCUGAUCUCUGAUGUACUGAAAAAUCCUGACUGUAAACUGGAGAUACUCAACUUGUGUGAAUGUAAUGUCACAACUGAUGGUUGUGCAGCUCUGUCUUCAUCUCUGACAUCAAACCCAUCACAUCUGAGAGAUCUGAAACUGAACUGGAAUUAUAUUGGGGAUACAGAAUUAAAGCUGAUCUCUGAUGUACUGAAGAAUCCUGAAUGUCAACUGGAGAUACUGGAGUUGAGGGAGUGUAAUAUCACAGCUGAAGGUUGUGUAGCACUGACUUCAGCUCUGACAUCAAACCCAUCACACCUGAAACAUCUGAAUCUGAUUCUAAAUGAUCUUGGAGAUUCUGGAGUAAAGCUGCUGUCUGAUGCACUGAAGAAUUCUCACUGUAAACUUGAGAUACUGUGGUUGAGCUGGUGUAAUAUCACAGAUGAAGGUUGUGUUGCUCUGACUUCAGCUCUGAGAUCAAACCCAUCACAUCUAAAAAAUCUGCAUCUGUCUCAUAAUAAUCUUGGAGAUUCAGGAGUGAAGCUGAUCUCUGAUGUACUGAAGAAUCCUGACUGUAAACUGGAGAUAUUAUGGUUGUGGAAGUGUAAUAUCACACAUGAAGGUUGUGUUGCUCUGACUUUAGCUCUGAGAUUAAACCCAUCACAUCUGACUGAACUGAAUCUGAAAGAGAAUAAUCUGGGAGAUUUAGGAUUGAAGAUGAUCUCUGAUCUGAAGGAUGAUCCACAAAAUCAACUGAAGACACUACACUUUAAGAUGCCCAUCUGAUGUUCUGUUAGUGGAGAAAAGGAGGAACAGAAACAUCAGUCAACACCCUGGACAGAGACUUGAAGAUACACACAGACUUGAAGAUAAUCACACAGUUUGUGACCAUGCUGUAUUAUUUUUUGCUACUUUAAUUGUUUUGUAGAUUCACUUCAAGUGAAGAUUGAAUCAGAUUAUGACAGUGGCCUAAUAUCUUAUAAAUGUGACAUUAUGUCUGAUUCUUUAAGACAGUGUUUCUCACAUGUUUUAAUUUCCCUUAUGUGUCAAGGGGGGAACAGCAGUGGGGUUUGUGAGACUCUUUAAAAGUGCCAACGCUAAAUUAAAUAGAACUGUAAGAUUUACAGAAGUAUAUUUAAUGUUUAUGUAUGUGUUUAAUGGACAUUUCUGUUAAAUAAAUA